AUGCAAACCUCAUCCAGCGACAACUCGAUAUGGGAGUACGUACACUGCUCGGUUUGUAUGGUACUUUUCCUCCCUCCAAACCACCCCGACCCCGUUCCGGAUAUCCCCUUCUGGCUCACGGAGUGCGGCCAUGUCGUCUGCAACAACCACUUGAUGGCGGACCAAAGCUGUGCGUCGUGCGGGGCCAAGAAUCCAAGCAUUGUGCCGCUGCAACGCAAUAUGUCCCCGCCAGUUUCGGAAUGGUUUCGUCCGUUGAGUGAUGCACACGAGAGCUUAGUCAUGGCCUCUCGGAUCCAACACAACAUGUUCGUCGCACUUAUUCGACACUACCGGCAGCGAUAUGAUGCUGCCAAGAUUAUGAUCAGGCAACUACAGACAGAGUUAGAGUCGCUUCGGAGCCAGCUUAAUUCUCAAAGAUAUCUGGCGGCCUCUCCCCGCCUCGGUAUUCUAGAGCAGAGGGAUCUUUAUGAUAAUUUAUAUUCUUCGAGUUCAGGAAGUGCUUCGAAACGUAGGAGAAUUGACGUGGAGGGAGCUGUAUCUUCUCCCCAUUCUAGUUCCACCCCAAACCGCCCAACACGGGCAUUUAAUGAUAACAGUAACAUCACAGCAGGCUAUGAAAGCGGUGGUUUAACUCAAACAAUAGAGCAUCAGAGCCAUUCGCUAAAUCAUCGACUCAAUCCGACAAGCAUAUCGAUAGUAACCCCACGAAAGCGCAAAGAAAUAUGCGUUUAUACCGCCUUCCACACCAGUGAGGGGGCAACCAACUGGAAACGCCGGCGGACAAUGCAUACCCCAGACACCUGGCGCACAGCCAAUGUCUCGUCCGCAGAGUACAGCAGUGAUGCCCCCACCAACGUUGGAUCCACAAAGGAUGACUACGCGAGCCGCAUCCGCCAGUCUCUCGAGGGGUAA
This is a messenger RNA of Rhizoctonia solani, 912 nucleotides long. RefSeq lists its product as uncharacterized. Lineage: Eukaryota; Fungi; Basidiomycota; Agaricomycetes; Cantharellales; Ceratobasidiaceae. Gene Ontology annotation, molecular function: SUMO transferase activity. Gene Ontology annotation, biological process: reciprocal meiotic recombination; protein sumoylation; homologous chromosome pairing at meiosis. The transcript is spliced from 7 exons. The record is from RefSeq and is a predicted model, not a curated record. Gene Ontology annotation, cellular component: synaptonemal complex. Bases 1 to 912 code for a protein of 303 amino acids.